Messenger RNA from Mangifera indica (mango), 1707 nucleotides. Its product is annotated as probable serine/threonine-protein kinase PIX13. The transcript has 7 exons. Bases 140 to 1441 code for a protein of 433 amino acids. The record is from RefSeq and is a predicted model, not a curated record. Gene Ontology annotation, molecular function: protein kinase activity; ATP binding. Gene Ontology annotation, biological process: protein phosphorylation. NCBI's taxonomy places the organism in Eukaryota, Viridiplantae, Streptophyta, Magnoliopsida, Sapindales, Anacardiaceae.
UCCUAGCUAGUUGCUUCUUAGCAUCUUCUUCUCUCCUUCCUCUGACCUCUCCACAAAACUGAACAUAUUGCACUUAAAUAGAGUUGAGUUCAAGGGGAAAAGAUCAGAGAGAGAGUUUCUUUUUAUUGAAUCUAUCAAUAUGGGUAUCUGCUAUGGCACUCCUGUAAAUAAUCACAGCCACAGCCACAGCCAUAGCCAUAGCCAUAGCCAUAGCCCAGAAACCAUCAAACCUUCAAGCCCAGAUGUGAAACUUAGAGACAACAAACCAAAUAAACCAGAAGAGAAAAUUGUCAUGGAAGACAUGCCUUCAAGUGGAAAAAUUGUGACUCCAAAUAUGAAAAUGUUCACUUUAGCAGAGCUGAGAGCUGCCACGAAAAAUUUUAGACCAGAUACAAUUCUGGGGGAAGGUGGGUUCGGCCGGGUUUUCAAAGGCUGGGUUGAUGAGAAAACUUACGCGCCAUCGAAGGUCGGAGUCGGCAUGGCAGUUGCAGUGAAAAAAUCAAACCCAGAUAGCCUCCAAGGGUUGCAGGAAUGGCAAGCAGAGGUGAAAUUCUUAGGAAAAUUUUCCCAUCCGAAUCUGGUUAAACUACUGGGUUACUGCUGGGAAGAAAGACAGUUUCUUCUCGUGUACGAAUACAUGCAGAAAGGAAGCUUAGAAAAUCACCUUUUCAGUAAGGGUGCUGAGCCUCUUCCAUGGGACAUUCGACUUAAAGUAGCAAUCGGCGCUGCCAAAGGCCUCGCUUUCUUACACUCGGAGGAGGAGAGUGUCAUUUACAGGGACUUCAAGGCCUCCAAUAUCUUGUUGGAUGCGGAAUAUAACGCUAAACUUUCGGACUUUGGACUUGCAAAAUUUGGACCCAUAGAUGGGAACUCACACGUGACAACACGUGUUAUGGGCACUUAUGGUUAUGCAGCUCCGGAAUAUAUGGCAACUGGACAUUUAUACGUUAGAAGUGACGUAUAUGGGUUCGGCGUCGUUUUGUUGGAAAUGUUGACAGGAUUACGGGCUCUUGACACGACUCGUCCCCCGGGCGAGAACAACUUGGUGGAGUAUGCAAAGCCAUAUCUGUCGAACAAAAGAAAGCUGAAGAAGAUUAUGGACCGCAGGCUAGGGGAACAGUGCCCUGCAAAAGCCUCAUUCCAGGCUGCUGAGCUUAUAUUAAAAUGUCUAGAGUCCGACCCCAAAAGCCGCCCUUCCAUGGACCAAGUCCUCGAAACUUUAGAAAAAAUCAGUGCCAUUGAGGCAGACCCUAAAACAAUUAGUGCCAGAGCCAAACUCCAUUUUUCUAAGCACCGAGAAGAGCGGUUGUCUUCUUCUUCUACUGCUUCUCAUCAACAUCAUCAGCAUGGCCAUUAUCGAUCUCCCAUUCAUUCAAUGCAUGGUGAAAAAGGAACCAGAGCUCGCAGCAGUCACCGCUUGACAAUUGCUCGUGAAAGUUGACUUUUUAUCGGAAUCAAGGAGGCCUAGGUCGGACGCAGAACUAAGCCAGGCUCCUGUCACUUUUCCCACUCUCUGCCCUGAGCCCUCGCCUCAACCAUUUGCCAACUCCAUUAAUUCCGUGGACUACUCACUGUGUGUCACACCCGCACAAGAUAUUCAACAUCCAAAUCUUUACGAUAUUUAUGACGUUACAGCCAACUUGUUUAGCAUGUUAGUUCUGUCACAAAUUGUAGGUAGUUGCGAAUUUAUUGAGCUCACCGUCUCCU